This is a messenger RNA of Rhagoletis pomonella (apple maggot), 5530 nucleotides long. RefSeq lists its product as uncharacterized. Gene Ontology annotation, biological process: regulation of pH; sodium ion transport; proton transmembrane transport. The record is from RefSeq and is a predicted model, not a curated record. Lineage: Eukaryota; Metazoa; Arthropoda; Insecta; Diptera; Tephritidae. Gene Ontology annotation, molecular function: sodium:proton antiporter activity. Gene Ontology annotation, cellular component: membrane. The coding region runs from base 442 to 5295 and encodes 1617 amino acids. The transcript has 20 exons.
CUCGUGCAGUUUAAUGAAUACUUACUUACAUACAUAUGCAUGCAAAUAAAUAAGUGAAACCGACAUUUUUUAAUUGUUUGCUGAAUAAAAUCGAGUACUAGCAGAAAAUUUGCAACAACAACAGAAAAGUUGAUUAUUUCAUUUAAAAUUUGUAAGAAGACAACGGAAAGGGAAGCCACCGAACAGCUGCAGUUUUAAUUUUAAAACCUACUUGAAAGCUUGAAUUCGGGAGAUAUAAUACAAAAACAUCUUGAUGCACGCAGAGAGGGGUAUAACAAACCGAUCUGGUUAAAAAAUAUAUGUAUAAAACCUAAUUCUACGCAUUAUUCGAUACUUAUUGGAAUACAUACCCACAUCGUGUUACGUUACGGCAAGUGAAAUUUUAUUUAUUUUUAUCUCACACAGUGUCUUGUCCUCUGCCAACACAUCCCUAUCGCUGUUAUGUUAAUCAAUACGAUUUUACAUGAAAAUGCUACGCGUUUUGGUGAUGCUGAUGUACCAAAGAAAUUAUUAAUAACAAAUGAUAAAAUUGUAGCUAUAACAAAAAAAAAUUCCAAAAAAUUAGAAGUGAAAACGCUUACCAAUCAGCUGCAUGAUUGCUUGAAUAGCGAACAGCAACGAAUGGCAAAUAAAAUGAAAGAGACUAUUUAUGCAAGUGUACCAUCUGUUGGAUCUUACGUGGAUAUGUUGCAACAUCAAAGAGAUUCGAGGCAACAACAUGCCUGCUGGUCUCACCCAAAACAAGCACAAAUAGGAUGCGUGAAGUGUCAAAGAGCUGCCGCUGCCGCCGCGACCGCUACGACAAUGGCAACAACGACGACGAUGACAACCAGAGUUGCGGUAGGCGGCAUCGACGAUGAUAAUGUGGAUGUGGAUGUGGAUGUGGAUGAGGAUAAUGAAAAUGAUUCUGAUUCUGAUUCUGUUUGUGAUCCGGACUCCGUUGAGUUAGAUAAUUGUACAGACAGUGAUGGUGAUGAUGUCAGCUCUGGCAUUAACAGUAAGGCAGUUACAGAAAAUGUUUCUAUCGAUAACGAAGUGACAACGGUUUUGAAUGGUGCUACUUUUAGUAAAAUUAUGAAAAAUAUUGCAAAUAAUAAUAAUAAUAAUAAUAAAAAUAAUAAUGCUAGUGAUUCCUCUAAUAAUUGCAAAGAAAAACUUGCAAACGCUUAUAAUGAUAGCGUAAAUCACAGUGCUGCUGUUAGUAAAGAUUAUGCGAAAAAUGUUAGUUAUAAUGACAACUAUAGUAGUAGUAGUAAUAAUAAUAAUAAUGUAGUAAUUAGUGACUGUUGUCCAAAAAUCGCAACCAUAAGUUUAAGCCAAAGUAGUAAUAUAACUGACCGUAGCGUAAAAACAGAAACCAAAGUAGAAGCAAAACAAAAAGCAAACUCUUCAAUUGCAACAAGCAUACAAACUGCUGAUGAUGCUUUAAAAAAUAGUGAAUCGCUAACAAGUGAUGUACUUGCUUUCGCGCGUGCGCAACUCCUUAGCUUUUGGCUAGCAUUCGUUGCAUUUUGUGAUGCAGUUACUAUUAAACAUGACGAUCCACGUUUCGUAGAGGCUCGUAGGCGACAGGAACAGGAAAACAAAAGAAAAGAACAUGAAAAGAAAAGCGACACCGGGUCACAUGCGCCGCAAGACAAUGAAAAUGAUGCUUCCAAAACAAAACCGUCUCGGCAUUUUAAGCUGCUGACAAAUCGUAAAUUAAUAUUUCUCUUCAUCGUCUGUGUAUUCUUCUCCUGUUUGCAUCGCAUUGAAGGCCGUCCGAAUAGUUUGGUGCAAGAAAAUUCGAUUGCAGUUGGACUUACCGCGACUAUGCCUACACCAGCCGCAGUUAUUGCGGCUACGACUGCAACAGACGCGUCACAGAGCGACAGUGGUGUGACGCCUGCGCAAUUGACGGAUUACUUCUGUAUUAGCCUCAUUUGGGUACCGGGCCACCGCGACAUUGUUGAAAAUUGCAUGGCUCACGAAUUGGCUAGAAAAGGUUUUCAUAUGACACCAAAAUUACAUCUCAUUUUCCCGGAAUCCUGUUUGCUGAUAGUUGUUGGUGUUAUUAUUGGUUUUGUUCUCUACUUCUGCACUGAUGUCGCCGUCUCGCCACUCACACCAAACACAUUCUUCUUCUACAUGCUACCACCGAUUAUUCUGGAUGCUGGCUACUUCAUGCCAAAUCGUUUAUUCUUCGACAAUUUGGGCACAAUUCUGUUAAUGGCUGUGGUCGGCACUGUAUUCAAUACGGCAACAAUAGGUCUUUCACUUUGGGGUUGCGGUUUGACUGGCAUGUUUGGUCCUGAAGUUCCACGAUUUCUGGACACAUUCCUGUUUGCUGCCUUAAUUUCUGCUGUUGAUCCGGUAGCUGUUUUGGCAGUUUUUGAAGAGAUUCACGUCAAUGAAGUACUAUAUAUUGUUGUAUUUGGUGAAUCACUGUUAAACGAUGCUGUGACGGUCGUUAUGUAUCAUAUGAUGGAAGUAUACAACGAAAUCGGCAUAUCUGAGAUAAUUCCUCAAGAUAUUGCCAGCGGCGUAGGUUCCUUCUUUGUUGUUGCCAUUGGUGGUACUGUUAUUGGCAUAAUUUGGGGCUUCCUAACCGGUCUAGUGACUCGUUUCACCGAUCAUGUGCGUGUCAUUGAACCGAUCUUCAUCUUUGUAAUGGCAUAUUUGGCUUAUCUUAAUGCGGAAAUAUUCCACAUGAGUGGCAUUUUAGCCAUAACCUUCUGUGGCAUUACAAUGAAAAACUAUGUUGAAGCGAAUAUUUCGCAAAAAUCGCAUACAACAAUAAAAUAUGCACUGAAAAUGUUAUCCAGUUCAUCGGAAACAAUUAUAUUCAUGUUCCUCGGUGUGGCAACAGUCAAUAAUAAUCACGUGUGGAACACUGCCUUUGUGCUGUUGACUAUUACAUUCUGUUCGGUGUAUCGUGUUUUUGGAGUUGUGAUAUUAUCUGCAUUGGCGAAUCGUUUCCGAUUGCACAAGUUGUCACGUGUCGAUCAAUUUGUUAUGUCCUAUGGCGGUUUGCGUGGUGCGGUCGCCUUUGCAUUGGUGCUGUUGGUGGACGAGCGUAUCGUGAAACAAAAGGAUAUGUAUGUAACAACCACAAUAGCUGUGAUUUAUUUCACUGUUUUCCUGCAAGGCAUAACGAUAAAACCGCUGGUGAAGUUGUUGAAAGUGAAGCGUGCAAGCAAGAAAAAGCCAACAAUGAAUGAACGCAUACAUGAGCGGUUUAUGGACCACUUGAUGGCUGGUAUUGAAGAUAUAAUUGGCAAGACUGGCAACUACAAUGUGCGGGAUAAGUUCAAACGUUUCGACAACCGCUUCAUCAGGCCGCUUGUGAUAAGAGAUUUAAAGGGUGCUGAACCGAAAAUCAUAGAAACCUAUUCGAAACUUACAAUGCGUGAUGCUAUGGAAGUGAUGCGCCGCAAUCCGUCUACCAUCGGACAAAUAACGGCCACCGAAUCGAUGAGUGCUCUCUUCAGAAAUUACACCAGUAAUUGUAUUGGUGGAAGGUGGGCACCACCAACUAUUUACACAACAUGUCCAAGCCUUACGAAUCUGGACAAUAGUUGCUCACGCAAUCUCGAUAUGCAUGAGUUGGAUUAUAAUCCGUCGAAAAAAGAUUUGACAGAUGCAAAAAUACAUCAUCUACUUGCCGAGGAGCUGAAACCGUAUCGAAGGCACCGCCGCCUUAGUUAUAGCCGACACGCAGUAGAUGACAGAGAUUUGUCUACGCAGGUGAAUUACAAAAUGCAAAUGAAUUUCCGACGUAUGUUCAACGAUCGGAAACAUCACAAGCGCAGCAAACGUGCCAGUAAUAAGCAACAAGAUGGUGUUAAACAAAAUCAUGUCUCAUUCCACGACUUCCAACAGAACGGGACAACGAAACAAUUCUCGCAUGGAGAAGAAAAUCUGGGCAAACUGAACGAGGUGACAGUUGUGAGUGGCGAUGAUUGGGAUGAUGGCUUAACAUUUACGGCGAAAUCCUCACCGGACUCGGAUCGUGCCAAUAAUAACUCCCUUAUAGCACACAUACAGAAUUUACCCGGUUUCGAUGCAUCAAAGGCGCGCAUCGUCCAACACUACUCCGCACCGAAAAGUGAAAACGGCAGCCCUGAGAAAUUAUUAACGCCCGAUAUGGGCCCGACAGCGGCCGAAUCGAUAUUGCCAUGGCGACGGGAUCGUUCCUACCAAUGCAUUGUUGCUGAAAAUCCCAUACCUGAGGAAGAUCACAAUAUCUCUCGUGAUUCAGAUGGUGAACGCCGUGUGGCAACACCCACCGCCACCGAGUCGCAGCUACCCUGGAAGCGACAGGGUGAUGAGUUGUCAGAUGCUGUGCAACAAAACGAGUUUCCCGCCUGGGCUUCAAAUAAGGAGUAUCUGGCGUACAACUCACCCAGCGCCACAUUUUUAGGUGGUAUCAAUAAACCUAAACAGCCCAAGUCUGUCAUAGGUUUAUUCCGGCGUGAGAGUUGCGGUUCGAAGGGUGGCAGCAGUCUAUUUGAUCCCUUAGACGGUCUUGGUUCAGCACGUGGCUCUGAUCCCACACUGGCGAAUGCUUUGAUUAGUGGUUUACCAAUGCUGCCAUUGAUACAGCCGCCACAUUCAAAUCCCCGCCUUGAUAAGCGUUCCCAAUCGAUUUCAGUCGCCUCAUCAGGCGGCAACAACAGUAUCGGCGUAAAUAUUGGUGACAUGGCUCAUGCUGGUCCCUUCCCGGUUACGGCCAGCCAUCGACGCAAUGUACGCCGCGGCUCAAUGUUGGAGUUAAGUGGAGACAUUAUCCCCGAGGAGACCUAUCAGCACGGUCAUUCCAAGUCCUUGUGUGAGCCAACCGGCGAUGAUUGGGACAACGCCGUUUUGACAACGCGCGAACGUACUACAAGCGGCAGUAGCAAUGGCACUGGACGUGAACCACUCCUACCCAAAUUAACGCCACGUGCACAGAUUCGACGCAUGGUUGGUAGCAGCAGUGGUGUUGUUGGUGGCAGUAGUGGUCUAAUCGGCGGUGGUGGUGGUGGCGGUAUGCGCAACCAAGUGACCACCGCACUACUCUCCACAUCAAAUUCGGAAUAUGAUGAUGAUGAAGAUGAGGAUAUUGAUUUAUAUGAUGAUGAGAGCAUUGUUGUGACAACUUUGACAAGCGGCAGUAGUGGUGGUGGUGGUGGUGGCGUCGGCGCUGGUGGUCGAAAUCGUAGUGGUAGCGGUGGGAGUGCUGGCGCAAGUGGUAGUAGUGGCGCUAGUGGUAGUAGCGGCAAUACAACAACAACUAUACGCCUAAUGCGCAACAAUGAUGAGAGUAUCAUUUGAGAUCGUCGACGUGCGCAGCUAUAACGGCGACUAUUUGCCAGCAGAGGCGGCGGCGGCGGCAGCGGCAGCGGCAGUUGUAGCAGCGGCAGUAGUGGCACUAGCAGAAGUCAACAGCGGCAUUUAAGCCGUUGGGCAUUCAAGUAUGAAAUGUUGCAAUGAGUGGAAUGAUGAGGGGAGAUGACUAGUAUGUACUUAUGUGUAUAAUAAAAGUUGCCAAUAAAGCCUGCUAAGCGAA